Molecule: messenger RNA, 3146 nt
Organism: Brassica rapa (field mustard)
Lineage: Eukaryota; Viridiplantae; Streptophyta; Magnoliopsida; Brassicales; Brassicaceae
Product: MD-2-related lipid-recognition protein 3-like
Biological process (GO): sterol transport
Molecular function (GO): sterol binding
Source: RefSeq, a predicted model, not a curated record
GAUUCAAAAAUAAGGAACAUCAACCUUGAUUAUUCAAAAUCAAACGAAAAGUAAACAUAUUUACUGAUAAAAAGAAAACCAAAUAAAUAAAAGCAUAAAACGAAAACCAAGUUCUCAUGAAAUGAGAAACAUUGUUUAACGAAAACAAAAUCUAAAUCUAAAUACUUAAAGAUUCAACGGCCAACUUCAACCAUCAACCUUCAUGCAAUAGAACCACCAACAUUCAUGUAAUAGAACCACCAACCUUCAUGUAAUAGAUAAGUAUUUUAGAUGUUCAAUAUUUCUUAGUGUAUUUUGGAUACAUAUUAGGAAUUGAGAUCAUGUUUGGUAUAAGAUCUUUUCGAGGUUUUAAAUGUUUCGGGUUCUAUCGGAUAUCCAUUUAGAUUCGGGUUCGGUUCGGAUAAUACCCAUAACCCAAAAUACCACAAAACAAGAUCCAUUCGGUAUUUACAUCGGGUUCGGAUCGGUUCGGAUUCAUUUUUAUCGGAUCGGAUUCGGUUCGGGUUAUCGGAUUCGGUUUAUUUGCCCAGGCCUAAUAGACAGAGUUGUUACGAAUUUCAGAAUCAAGUCAACAUUUUUGUCCCUUAGUUGAAAUUUAUUAUAUACAAAUGACCAAUUCACCAAUUUAUGAACACAUGAGUUCUCUAUCACUUGUUAAUGUUUUGUUACUAGUUUUAUGAUCAUUUAGUGGAGAGAAAAGUUUUUCAUAUAUGCAAAUUUGGUGAGAUGAUAAAUUUUAACAUAUAAAAUCUUAUAUUAUGUAUAAGGAAAGUGAUAACUUAGUUACGUAAAUUUUUCUGUUUAUAUAAGAUUUAUAGAUUUUAAAAAAGAUAAACAUUGACAUAUUUUUAAAAGAUUUAUCCAAUUAUAUAUUUUUUAUUAGAUCAUUAAUAUAUUAUCUAAUAAUUUCGAAAUUUAUUUUUAGUCAAUAAAGGAUAAUAUUUAACUUUAUCAUGGUCAAAAUGUCUUUUUACAUAAAUGAUAAGUGUAAUUUUCAAAAACAAAUAACAUCAAUGCAUUUUUCAAAUUUGAAAACAUAAAUAGAGUAUUUUCCCAAUUAUCCCCUAAUACUAUACUAAAGAAUAAACAAAAUGAAGACUUGAAAUCAUGUUAAUGGAUGUCAAACAUAGAACCAUUAACCAAAAGACCUAGAGUAACUCAUUGUUUUAUACUUACAAAUCUAGUUUUUAAAAUUUAACAUGUGUCAUGUGACACCCCUACCUUACAAGUAGGUCCGCCUCUGGUUGUGCAUAUGUUGCAGCUAAGGCAUACUAGUUGCUUUAUUUGUUGCAUCUUAUUACACAAAGCACUCCAUUAGGUUUUGCAUCAUAUUCAUCAUGGCGACUAGAUCUCCAACUGGUGGACCUGUCUGGUCCACCGGUUUGAGUGUCAUUUUUUCCGGUUAUCUCAAUUUUUCUUGGAGUUGAUUUCUAAUUUCUCACAGGCGCCGCUAUUUGUUGAAUCUGAAUUAUCUGAAAUACAUUUGUUUAGAAAUCAAAGGCAUAGAGCGAUGAAAUCGUUUAAGAGAAAUGAAUUUGGCAAGAUUAAGCUAAAUCUAUGAAAUCCUAAUUGUUAUGCCGACUUCUGUGUGUUUUGUGUUUUUUUUCUCUUUUUGAGAGUCAUCCUGUUUUUAUAGUCGAACUCGGUAGCUUUUUUUUUCUUAAGUUCACUUGGAUUUCCUCGACUUUCUCUCUUCUUAUCUGAGACGAGUACAGUUAUCUUGAAACAUGUUGAAGAUAGCAGUCCAUCACCAACGAAUAUGAUUCAUUAUGAACACAUAAUAAUCAUGUUUCCUUUUCCAGAUCUGGGUGGACGGAAAAUGAUUUUUUUUUUUUGACAUCGAACGGCCAUUCUAUUACUCAAGCUUGAUGUGGUUUGGGUAACCAGACCAGAAUAGAACAACCAAUAAAAAAUAACUUCUUAUAAAAGGUCCUAGCAGUUUUAGAUAAAAAAAAUUAGAAAACUGGCUGUGCACUCGUGGCACAUGGGUUCCACGUGAUUAUGAUUUUCUAUUUAAAACUAUGAACUGUAUAUUCGUCAGUCAUAACUCAUAAGGUUGGUAUCUUUUAAUUAGCUUAUAUUUUAUGAUUUGUGCGCAUAACGUGGGAGAUUAAAAUAUGUAGCGAUAUUUCACUUUUAAAUUUGAACGUGCUCCACUAAAAUUUAGAAAAAUACUAUAAUCCGAUAGACUAUAAAAUAGUAAGCAAAGGGAACAUAACAUGUUAUACAACUUUGUUUCUCAAAAUACAAAAAAAAAAAAAAGCUUUUCCUUGUAGAAGGUCAACGGGCUGAUCCAUGGCGAUGUCUAAAAUCCAACCUGUGCUUCUUCUAUUCGUAUCACUUUUCUUUUUACCUGCUUUAUGUUCCAUCGAUUAUGAAUACUGUGACAAAAGUGGAUACGAUUUCGGUAAUGUCAGUUAUGUUGAUAUCACGCCCAACCCCGUUGGGAAAGAGGACAAGGCAACCCUUAUGAUAUUCGGUUUUGCAAAAAAUAGCAUCCAUGGAGGAUAUGUAGGGGUGUCUGUUAAAGCAGGAGAAACUACUUACAAUGUCGCUCGGUACCCUCUCUGUGUGCUGGUUCCUGGAUGCUAUAUUAAAGCCGAAAGCAAAUUUUUUUUACCUCUUAAAAACCUACCUCAUCAUUUUAUUGAGGAUGAGUCCAAAAAUGUGUAUUCCAUUAAACUGGUUGAUACAGAUGUCGGAUUAAUUGAAGCGCCAAUAGUAAGAAUGUGUGUCGAAUUCGAGUUACCUACUUCAGCUCCCACAUUGAUAUCUGCUUAGUCAAGUUAGUGGGUGGAUACUCGUGUCCUUUCAAAUCCUUCUAUGAUUAUGUACUUGUAUCUUUUCCAUUUCUAUGCACUGUGUAACAAAUAAAGAAAAUCCUGCACCAAAAAUAAUAUCUUUGUUUUAGUUUUGGAUUUUUUUUUUGGGAAAAUUGUAUUUUUAGAACACAAAAAUAAUAACUAUGUCCCUUUAGACUAAUCCCAUAUACUUUAUGUCUCAUUAGGCUAAUUAUUUUCAAAAUGACAAUAAUGUCCUUCAAAUUGUAAUUUUUAAAUAUAAUAAAUAAUGAGUUCGAUCAAGCGGGAUCGAUCGAUCCGAAAUUACAAGGUCGAACGGAUCGAUCCUGAUCAUUAUGCAGAACA